Molecule: messenger RNA, 7804 nt
Organism: Amphiprion ocellaris (clown anemonefish)
Lineage: Eukaryota; Metazoa; Chordata; Actinopteri; Pomacentridae
Gene: abca5
Product: ATP-binding cassette, sub-family A (ABC1), member 5
Exons: 38
Coding region: 128-5173 (1681 amino acids)
Biological process (GO): lipid transport; transmembrane transport
Cellular component (GO): membrane; intracellular membrane-bounded organelle
Molecular function (GO): ATP binding; lipid carrier activity; ABC-type transporter activity
Source: RefSeq, a predicted model, not a curated record
GCUGAAUUUGACAGGAGGAAGUAGCGACGCAAGAAGCAAGAGGCUCAUUUCGGGGGGUUUAAGUGACACAAAAUAACACCUGUGAUGUGAUGCCGUCGAAAUUUAAGACGAGGAAGGAUAUGCCUUAAUGUAUUUCAUACCUGAGGCCAGCAUCAGUCAGUCGACCUCUCGCCCAUACGUCAUCCAGAUGAGGAAUGCUGGGAGUAUGCAGCCCGUGUACAGGCGAGAUGCUGGAGUCUGGCACCAAACGCGAAGCCUCCUCUACAAGAAUCUGCUCAUCAAAUGGAGGACAAAGCAACAGAGCCUUCAGGAAUUGAUCCUCCCUCUGCUGUUGUUGGGUCUCCUGAUACUCAUCAGCACUUUGAAUCCCCACGUUUACUAUGGAGGCAUCAGCACGACGGAGCUGGAGCCCGACAACCCCUUCUUCAAGGGCCUGGGCUACACGCCGAUCACCAACGUCACCAACCACAUCAUGGAGGAGGUGGCUCAGGAGAUGCACAUGCAGGAUCGCCUGGAGAUGUUUGCCAGCGAGGAGGAUCUGGAGAACGCCAGUCUGUACGAGCCGUCCAGCUACGUUGGUGUGGUGUUCAUGGACAGCUCGGCCACGUCUUACAGGCUACGCUUCCCAUACAACCAGCUGCCCCUACCCAGCGAUUACACAGAGUCUAUUGCCAACUGCCUUACGAGCUCAGUGAACUGCAGGGCAGCUAAUUACUGGUACUCCGGCUUCAUCCGCCUCCAGUCGCUGAUCGACGCAGCCAUCAUCCACAUGCAGACAAAGCGUUCGGUGUGGAGCGAGAUGGACUUGAAGGUGGUGAUGAUGGGUCAGCCGGGCUCUGUGGAGGUGCAGAAGUUCCCCCACGCCCUCAUCUCCAUCUACCUGGUCCUGGCUUUCACGCCCUUCGUCACCUUCCUCAUCGUCAACGUGGCGGCUGAGAAGGAGCAUCGCCUCAAGGACACCAUGACUAUGAUGGGGCUUUACGACACAGCGUUCUGGUUAUCGUGGGGCCUCCUGUACGCUGCUCUGGUGACCACCAUGUCCAUCCUGAUGGCCGUCAUUGCCACGUUCACGGCGCUUUUCCCGAACAGUGACUUCUUUGUCAUUUUCUUCCUCAUCUUCCUCUAUGGAAUAUCAUCUAUCUUUUUCUCCUUCAUGCUGACGCCAUUAUUCAAGAAGCCCAAGUUUGCCAGCACAGUGGGCUCCAUGCUGACGGUGGUGUUUGGCUGCCUGUCACUGUUCACUGUGCUGAUGAAGGACUUCCCACAGCCGCUGGUCUGGCUCCUCUGCCUGCUCUCGCCCAGCGCCUUCUCCAUCGGGAUUGCACAGGUGGUUUACUUGGAGGCUCAAGGGGACGGAGCUGUGUUUUCAUCUUUGACCAACGGCCCUCAUCCGCUAUACGUGCCCCUGCUAAUGCUGGUUUUAGACUGCGUCAUUUACCUUCUGUUGGCUAUCUACCUGGACCAGGUGCUGCCUGGCGAGUUUGGAAUGAGGCGCUCCUUGGUUUACUUCCUGAAGCCAUCCUACUGGUCCAAACGCAGGAAGCGCUACGUCGAAGUGAGCUCGGUGUACGACGCGGAGGUGAACGGUGCCCCCGGUGGGGACGAGUCUGUGGAACCGGUUUCACCCGAGUUCAGAGGGAAAGAAGCCAUCCGCAUCAAUAACAUCCGGAAAGUGUAUAAAGAGAAGGACAGCAUCGUGGAGGCUCUGAGAGGUUUGACAUUCGACAUCUACGAGGGUCAGAUCACAGCUCUGCUCGGACACAGCGGCGCUGGAAAGUCCACCCUCAUGAACAUCCUGUGCGGCAUCUGCCCCCCCACCAACGGGACGGCCACCAUCUACGGCUCCCCCGUGGCCGAGAUUGCAGACGGGUCAGAAAUGAAGCAGCUGGUGGGAAUCUGCCCUCAGUUCAACAUCAUCUUUGAUGUGCUGACCGUAGAGGAGCACCUGAGGAUAUUUGCUGCCAUCAAAGGGAUCCCACCUGCAGACAUUGAUGCUGAGGUUACCAAAGUGCUGAAGGAUCUGGACUUGGAGAAGAUCAUGACAGCUCAGGCCAAGAAUCUGAGUGGAGGCCAGAAGAGGAAGCUCUCUGUGGGCAUCGCCAUCCUCGGAGAUCCCAAGAUCCUGCUGUUAGAUGAGCCCACGGCCGGCAUGGACCCCUGCUCCAGGCACCAGGUCUGGUCUCUGCUGAAGAGCCGCCGAGCCGGCAGAGUGACCGUACUGAGCACACACUACAUGGACGAAGCCGACAUCCUCGCUGAUCGCAAAGCUGUGAUCUCCCAAGGACAGCUGAAAUGUGUCGGCUCUUCUCUGUAUCUCAAGACCAAGUGUGGUGUCGGAUACCAUCUCAGAAUGUCUAUCAAUGAGGGAUGUGAAGCUGAAAAGAUCACGUCUUUGGUGAAGCACCACGUUCCCAAAGCAAAGUUGGCUCGACAGCACGAAGCAGAACUGACUUACACUCUGCCUUUUGAGAGCAUGGACACGUUUCCAGGCUUGUUCUCCGAGCUUGAUGGUCAGCCCAACCUGGGAAUAAUCAACUAUGGCGUUUCCAUGACAACGCUAGAAGAUGUUUUCCUUCGUUUGGAGGCCGAGGCUGAAGUGGAUCAAGCUGACUACAGCGUGUUCAAUCGGGAGCAGGCGGAGGACGAAUGCGACAACGCCUCCAUCGACGACACAGACCAGCGGCUGCUCACGUUCUCAGACAGCAAGUCGGACGUGGUGUCGGGUCACGCUCUGUGGCGGCAGCAGUUCAGCACCGUGGCGUGGCUGCACAUGCUCAACAUGCGCCGGGAGAGGAAGGCCUUCGUUUACACUUUGGCCUUGUUCCUGGUGUUCGUCGCUGCCGUCCUCGUCCUGUCUCUGGCCACAGGAAACAUCCAGAUUCACUCCUCAGACCGCCAGUUUUCGCCCAUUUACCUCCUCAAAAGGCACCAGGCGCCCCGGAGAUACGCCACGAGCCUCCUGGUGCAGAACUCUUCAGGUUCUGAUAUUUCGGACUUCGUCCACAACCUGGAAUUGCAGGAUAUCAGCGUGGAAAUGAUGAAACACAGCGACUACAUGUCCGCAGCUCCCCACAGUGCUGCCAUCAACGUAACCGGAUCCAGCAAGGGUUUCAGGUACAGCGUCGCUUUUAACAGCACCACAGUUCACUCCUUACCGAUGGCGGUGAACAUACUGAGCAACGCUCUUCUACGAGGUUUAAAUGGUUCUGGACACAUCCGAACAUGGACCAAACCUUUUGAUUAUCAAAUCCCAGACGCUACUUCUUACGCUCUGGUGUACAUCGAGGCAAUCAUACUGGGAAUGCUGGCCGCUGGAAUGCCUGCGUAUUUUGCAAUGGACCACACUCGAGACCGAGAGAUCAAGUGUCGCUCCACCCUUCGUAUUUCCGGUCUGGUACCGUCUGCCUACUGGUGUGGCCAGGCAGCCGUGGACAUCCCCUUCUACUACCUCAUCCUGUCCUGUAUGACCAUCAUCCUCUUCUCCUUCCACACCGGAAACCUGCUCACCUCCAGCAACCUCACCGCUGUGGUUCUCUGCACCGUGGGCUUCAGUCCAGCCAUGAUCCUCUUCACGUAUGUGUUUUCUUUUGGCUUCGCUCGAGUCCAGAGCAACAGGGAUUUCUUCUCUGUCAUCUCCAUGAUGGUGUGUGUGGUGUCGGCCUCCGUGGUUCAGCUGUCCUUCGUGAACGACAACCCUGGGCUGACGAGGAACCUGCACAACAUCUUGUGUUUCUUCAACCCUCUGUAUCCUCUCAUGGGCUGCCUCAACUGCAUCACCAAGGCAACCUUCCUUCCUUCUUUCUACGAGGAGAACUUCUUGUGGAAGAACCUUCUCAUUUCAGUUGUGGCUCCAUAUCUCCAGUGCAUCCUUCUGCUUUUCCUGCUUCGUUGGCUGGAGAUCCAUUACGGAGGGAGGACGAUGAAAAACGAUCAGUUCUGCAGGAUCUCGUCUCAGCCGAAGCCCAAAGUGGAGAGGAACCCAGAAGAUGGUCUGAAUGAGGAUGAGGAUGUUCAGAUGGAGAAGGCCAGAGUGAAGGAGGCCCUCACCUGUCAGUCCUGUGAAGAGAAACCAGUUGUGGUCGUGAGCAACCUGAGGAAGCAGUACAAGGGCAGAAGAGAAGGUUUUUCUUUCAACAAGAGGAGCAAAGUGGCCACAAAGAACAUCUCCUUCUGUGUUCGUAAAGGUGAAGUUCUUGGACUGUUGGGACCCAACGGAGCUGGAAAAAGCACCAUCAUGCACAUGUUGUCGGGUGACACUGACCCCACUGCAGGCCAGGUGCUGAUGGGAGACUACAGUACCGAGUUUCGUCCCGUGGACAGUCCUAUGGAACACGUAGGUUACUGUCCACAGGUGAACCCACUGUGGCCCAGGAUCACUCUGCAGGAACAUCUGGAGAUCUACGCUGCCAUCAAAGGUCUGAAAGGACAGGACGUACCAGGAAUCAUCAAACGUGUUGUGAACGCUCUGGAACUGAAGGAUCAUUUGAACAAACAAGCCAAGACUCUGUCAGCAGGACUGAAGCGAAAGCUCUGCUUUGCCUUGAGCAUGAUCGGGAAUCCUCAGAUCGUCUUGCUGGACGAACCGUCAUCGGGGAUGGAUCCCAAGUCUAAGCAGCGCAUGUGGAGGGCCAUUCGUGCUGCGUUCAAGAACCGUCAGCGAGGAGCCGUCCUCACCACACACUACAUGGAAGAGGCCGAGGCCGUGUGUGACCGUGUAGCCAUCAUGGUUUCUGGCCAGCUGAGAUGCAUCGGCUCCAUUCAGCAUUUAAAAGGGAAAUACGGCCGAGGUUACAGUUUGGAGGUGAAGCUCAGGGAGGAGCUGACGGGGCUCCAGCAGGUGGCGCUGCUGCACAAGGAGAUCCUCCGAAUCUUCCCUCAUGCUGCCCGGCAGGAGAGCUUUGCCACUCUGAUGGUUUAUAAGAUCCCCAUGGAGGACGUCAAAUCACUGGCCAAGUCUUUCUCUCAGCUAGAGAACGCCAAGCAAACCUUCAACUUUGAAGAGUACAACUUCUCCCAGUCGACUUUAGAGCAGGUGUUCAUGGAGUUCGCCAAGGAGCAGGAGAACGAGGAGGACGAGGUGGGCUCCCUCAGCACGACCUUCCAGUGGCAGCGUUUGCGUCAGGACGGCUCCGUCUCCGUCAACCACACAGACAGCAUCGUGCACCAGCUUUGAGGCGAGAGGAAGCGACCGGUCCGUCCCGACCUGCCCGGCUUCAGCGUCUGAGGGCUCACGCCAGCACUCGCCCGCUCCACGCAAACCCCGACGCCCACCGCCCUUUACGGCGAACGAGACGGACGAUGGUGGGGGUCGGCAUACUACACCGGGACCGACUGAGUGUUGGGGCUCAGGGCUGCUCUGGCCUCUUUUUGUGGGUCCGAGGCGUGCAUGUUGUGUAACCCUCGUCCACUGGUGCUCCGUGUUUUCUGACCGACCGAGGGGCCUGCAGUCUGUCUCGACACGCCGACGCGACACUUUGCUCCUCUUUCUAAUGGUGUUUUUUUCUUUAAAAUCUUCACAGGGAGUCAGUAAAUGGGGGGGAAAGAAACCAUAUAAAUAAUAUCUGAUAUUUAUGCUUUGUAAUCCUUCUCCAGCCGUUCUCCUCAGCAGGAGUAAGUGUGUUUGCUCGUCUCUUUGGAUGUUUGUCUGUUGUGUUUGUGAAACAGUUUUUAAUUUUUAAAUUUUUUUUUUUUUAAAAGCACUACCAGAACUGGAAUCCAUCCAUGAUCGUACCAAAGCAGCACAUCUCUGAACCACACACUACCACACCUCUAUCACAUAUUGACACUGAGAAGUACCUUUUUUUUUUUUUGUUUGGUUUUUUUAGUGUCGGUAGCAUGUGCGUAAAUAGUUCUAUUAUCGACGUGGGGCAGCGGAGUUCGCGCCUAGAUGCUAACAGCUCUCCAGACAGUCUUUGGACCUUUAAAGAAAACACAUUUUUUUCCUCUGAGGUUGAAGAAAAGCAUCGUUUCUCCUCAUUUACACAUCCAGACCCACAUUUAAGCCACAUUCUUCAGAGCUGAGUGCUGGAAUGAGGGUUUUUGGAUAGAAGAUAUUAGCCCCCUGUGGCCUUCCUCUCUGCGGGUUUAGCGUAGAACCCAUAGUCUGGGAUCGUAGAGUAGAAUAUGCACACCAGUACAUGUAGCACACGAAGAGGUCGGAGGUCGAAGCUCGAGGCCAGAUCCAGGAGCCGUUUUAUCUCUCAGCCGGGUUUUACGAGGACUUUUGAUAACAGAUUUUGAAUGUAUGUUGGGCCUCCAGGCGAGAGGAGGGGUUUGUAAAGUCGGUGACUUUCCCGUCGUCACUCGGUUUCACUUUGGUGCCACUUUUUGAUCACGCAGCUGUGUUUAGUUAACUCUUAUCUAGCUUAUUCUGUGUGUGUGUGUGUGUGUGUGUGUGUGUGUGUGUGUGUGUGUGUGUGUGUGUGUGUGUGUGUGUCGUGCUGUGAAUACUCCGUGUAGCUGCGGCUGUUUCUGCAUCAUCAAAUAUUUGUACGAGCAGGUGCGUUGUUGGGGCGACACCUAUCAGCAAACCGAUAAAUUGUAAUUUUUUCAUGACAUUCAGGCAAGUGGAUGUUCAUUUAAAGGGAAUUUAAAAAAAAAAAAAAACUUUUAAUGAGAAUUAUUGUCGGGUUGAGUUUUAUUUCCUUCAUCGACCUGGGAGAGCCUUACUGUGUGGCAGCUGGUUCAGGGGUGGACAAAAUAACAGGGACACGCAAAAACCCAACGCAAACUCUGGCACAACAACUCGACAUUAUCCAUGUGAUAUUAUCAAAUGGAAUCACAAGUUUGGCGUCCACCUCUGCAGGAUAAAACUCUACUACUUGUCAUUUACCAGCCUUGGAGCAGAAGCUGACACUUGAUUUUGAUAAUGAAUUCUAUUGAUAUUUAUUUCCUCUCAUGUGCACGGUGCAGAAACUUUCUAGUGGUGGGUUUUUUCAUGCGUACACGAGGUGUCAGGGUUGAAUUACCUUCACGUGUUCAUGCAGUAGCUUCCACUAAUCUGUAACAGAUUUUAUUUGCAGGUUUUUUUUACGUACGGUGUCAUAAUUUAUCAGCGUGGAGGGAGAUUUAUGAAGCGUUUCAAGAGACAAGACAUGCACUCCAUACAUUACAACACUUUACAUAGAAAGCGAGUGCUCAAGAACUGCAGUUGGGCGUCCUUUUAAAUGUGAAAACUCUAAAACCCUGUGGAUAGUUUUAUUUUUUUGUCUUUUUGCACACAUGUAGCCUUGUUCCCUCAAAUUGAAAAACACUGGCUCUGUUUUAAGUUGUGUGGUGAGUAUCGAUGGGUUCUCUUUGGAGUGUCGCUUUAUACGCCGUCGUUCAUGUAUAUUUCUUUUGUAUUCAUUUUCCCAAGUGCAAUGUUGGAUAUUUGCUCGCAAAAGCAAACGUUCGUGUGUGUUCUGUCAGUUUCAGUGACAUGUAGCCAUCCAGAAAACAUCUGCUUCUUUUGCACUUCUCCAACAACCCCUGCUUCCACUGCAGAAAACAUCAGUUAAAUAAAUAUCUCACGUCAAAGAAAACCAAAACAUUGUCCGGCUCCAUGGAAAGUGGAGCGUUCAGACAAAUUGGCGUCGACAGCAGAGCAGGUUUCCUUUUAUUUUUCCUGGUGGUAGUACAGUUGCACUAUUUCUGGGAAAUUUUAUAACCUUUCUGUAUAUUAUGCAAUCUUUUUAAGAUUAUCUGUGCACUGAUUUUAUUUUUUAAAGACUGUGGUUUAGCUGUGUGCUGUAUUUUCCUCUUGUACCCCGUGUUCCCCAUGUCUGAAUGGACACUCUAAAAAAUUAAAUGUUAAUCUGAAUCA